This is a messenger RNA of Moneuplotes crassus, 817 nucleotides long. The record is from the annotation of a GenBank genome assembly. NCBI's taxonomy places the organism in Eukaryota, Ciliophora, Spirotrichea, Euplotida, Euplotidae.
AUGCAAGAACAUAUAUUAUCUGCAGGAGAAGAAUGGGGUGGCCAGAAGUCAACUAAGUUUUGGCCAACUAAGAAGCAUGUUGAGCAGAAAAUAACAGUUGAUCCUCAGUACAAACAAGUCUUUGAUACAAAGGGAAGGACUCAUUAUGAGUCAAGAGUUGGGUAUCAGCCAGAUUGGAGACCAUCUGUUGGACAAAUUGAUUUUGCUAAGAAUCAUGAAAUAAAGAGACCCUCUUGCAAAGCUGCUGUCAAUAAAGUCAUUACUGACGCGAAGCCCAGGCCUCAGAUGAAACAUAUUGAGCAAGCUCCGAGUGGCACUUAUGAAGAUGACGAAAUUGGAAUAAGAACAUUUAUUCAUGAUAACAGAAAGACUAUCAAAGAGUACCACACUGAGAAUCAAAUGGGACGUAAAUAAGAGAAUCGACUUUGACCAGAUGAGAAAUGGAAUCGGUGUUAACUCACUUGGAGAUAAGAAAUACAAGGCAGUUGAAUAUUCUGAACAGUUCUUCCAUGAAGGUGGCCUCAUUGCUGGAAGCACACACCAAGUUAAGAUCAAAAGCGUCGGAAAUGCUAAAGCAAUUGAUUUCUACUCUGGUCUUAAAAUCGAUGGGCCCCUUAAUAAAGACAGAGUGAGGUGGGUAGACAGAGUAAAGAAGGAAGAAAGAGAUACCGACAUUGAUGCAGUCACAUCCCUCAACGACUGGGAGAAAACCAUCCUUAAAGACGUAGACCCAAAUUACGAAAUCUCUGACGAUGAGAAUGCUCCUGCAAGAGUGGAAGAGCCAGUACCUGUGAAAGGAAAAGGAAAGAAGAAAUAA